Dicentrarchus labrax (European seabass) is the source of this 5292-nucleotide messenger RNA. RefSeq names its product sp4 transcription factor (gene sp4). The transcript is spliced from 8 exons. Gene Ontology annotation, biological process: regulation of transcription by RNA polymerase II. The record is from RefSeq and is a predicted model, not a curated record. Lineage: Eukaryota; Metazoa; Chordata; Actinopteri; Moronidae. Bases 1211 to 3169 code for a protein of 652 amino acids. Gene Ontology annotation, molecular function: DNA-binding transcription factor activity, RNA polymerase II-specific; RNA polymerase II cis-regulatory region sequence-specific DNA binding.
GGCCUCACCAAAAUACAACUCCCAUCUCGACCCUCGCACGCCGAGCCCCGUCGUCCAAUCUGAAUAUGUGGGAGGAGCGCGUCCGCCCACAAAAGCCACAGCUAUCUCCCCGUAUCUCCCCAUAAAAAAAAACCAAUUGUACAAGAAAAAUCAGGGAAUACGCGUUAAACACAAACACUGGUGACGGUUUGUUUUCGGUGCACGACGGACGGCGACGAGGCGUCCCCGCGUCGUGCGGCGAGAGAAACGGCGGCGACAGGCAGGAGCAGCGAAGAGGGUGUUGUCCUGAUGCUUAAAUGGAAGUGGGUGGGCCUCUACGGUCACACACCGCCAACUUCUCUGUGGAUAUCAUUCUGACAAGCGCUAUUUCACUCGUUUAUGGACUGGCUAUCCGGUAAAAAGAGACAUACGACGGGGCUGCGAGGGGGCCGACGGGCCGGGGACGGUCACUGUGUGUUCUUCGUUUAUUUCCGUUAUUUGGGGCUGCUUGAUUGUGCCUGCGCUUGGCACCGCCCUUCCUGGCCGGUGGGUGGUUUCGUCAAACGGGCAGAUCCGCCACGGCCCAGCGCCGAACAUAUAGGCCGUCCUCCGCCUCUGUACCCGGCCGGCCUUCUACCGUGAACUACACCCUCUCCCUCUCGGUAUAUUAAUGCGUUAUGAGUGACUCGAAGAAGGAAUCAUCUGGAACUGAAGGAGGGAAAGCAUCUAAAAAGGGGAAAAGUUCUGGAUCGCAGCCAGCCAGCCAGACACCUCUGGGGGCGUUUCUCUGGUGAAUUCCACUUCCUGCUUCUGUGCAGCCCUGCUGAGAGCCAGCCCAGAGCUUCUUGAAUAGGCUUAUAUGGCUGUCACACUUCAACCACUGUACUUUUGAAUUGUCUGUUUGAAUUAGGCUCAAAAAUAUUCAAUUCUGCAUAUGGAUUCAUUUUGAAGACCCGCAGCGUUGGAUUCUUCUCAGCCCUCUCCGUUGGCUCUGCUAGCGGCCACCUGCAGUAAGAUCGGAGGGCAGGGGGGAGCAGAGGGGGCCCAGGCCCAAGUGGGGGCCCAGCAGAUCCAGGUCCAGGCUGGUCAGAUCCAGCUGCAGGCAGGUCAGCUCCAGGGUCAGAUAGUGGUGGACACAGCUGGAGGUCAGGCCCUGGUGCCCCAGCAGCUGGAACUGGUCCCAGCUCAGUUCACAGGGAACGGCUGGCAGAUCAUCACAACAGCGCCUACUAUGGCCAAGGAGAACACCAAUCAGCCUGUAGCUGUGACGGUGGCCACCACCUUGGCUAAUGACAGCUCACCUGGCGGACGCAAGGUGAAGCAAGUAGGUGGGACCAACAGCGUUGCAGCCAACCAGCAACAGCAGCAGUUCCAGAUCAUCCAGGUUCAGAACCUGCCCAAUGCUGGGGGCGGGGUCCAGUAUCAGGUCAUCCCUCACCUGCAGACAGCAGAUGGACAGCAGAUCCAUAUCAGCCCAGCUCACACAGCCUCCAUCGGGGGUCUAUCAGAGCAGGUCCAGCUCAUCCAGACCCAGAGUCCAAGCCAGACCCAGACUAUCCUCCAGCCAGCCAACCAGCAGACCAUCCUGACAAGUACAGCCAAUCAGACGGUCCCGCUGCAGAUCCGCCCUGCGCAGUCUUUCCCACUGCAGCUGCAGACUCUGCAGGGCUCCCAGACUCCUGUCAUGACCACUGUACCCAUAAACCUCGGUGGCAUGACCCUGGCUUUGCCUGUGAUAAAUAAUGUUGGAGGGGGCGGAGCUGUGCAGCUUAUCCAAUCAGCAGAUGGCACAUUCUCUGUUGCCAAUGGCAACCAGCUGGUGACAACAGCAGUGUCUGGGGCAGCUCCUGCUACAGCAUCAACUGGCACGACAGCAGUAGCCGAAGGUGACAGCGUGUCUGAUGGGACACAAAUGGUUUCUGUUGGAUCAGAGGGUGGACUAGCUGACACCCAAGUGCAGAGCAGUGAGGCGGACUCUCAAAGCCAGAACCAGGCCAACGGGCUGCAGAACCAGACAGAUACAGCAGGAACCAUCCAGCAGGUGAUCGUAGGUCAGGUGGGGCACCAGUUGGUGCAGCAGAUUCAGCUGCAGCCCCAGGCUCAGAGUCAGGGUCAGACCCAGGGCCAGCAGCAACCUCAGCACAUUCAGACCCUCCAGUUGGCCCCAGGACAAACCCUGCAGCCCAUCCAGGCCUUCCAGAACCCAGCCCAGGUCCUCAUUCGUGCCCCGACCCUGUCCCCGUCUGGGCAGAUCACCUGGCAAACACUGCAGCUGCCAGGUGGGGUCUCCUUGCAGGGUGGCCUCGGGGCAGCCAUGCCACAGCAGCUGACACUGGCCCCAGUGGCUGGUGGGACGACAGUGGGGAGUGGCGGGUUGGUGUCCCUGAGUGGAGCUCCCCUGACGCUGAGCGCAGCCCAGAUCAACCCAGGGUCAGGGGUACAGACGGUCAGCAUUGCAGGGCUGGGCACUGCUGGGGUUCAGGUGCAGGGUGUUCCCCUCACCAUUACUGGUCUACAGGGUCAACCACAGGGUCAGGAUGGGGUCAAAGUUCAGUCGUCUCCUGUGACGGUCACUGUUGGCAACGUGGCAUCAGGCUCAUCGAUGAGUCCAGACCAACUGGGCUCCGUACAGAGUUCUUCAGACCAGGAGGGACCGCCCAGCAAGAGGCUUCGUCGCGUCGCCUGCUCUUGUCCGAACUGCAGGGAUGGAGAGGGAAGGAACAGCGGGGACCCCACAAAAAAGAAGCAGCACAUCUGCCAUAUGGAGGGCUGUGGGAAGGUGUACGGCAAGACAUCCCACCUGAGGGCCCAUCUGCGCUGGCACACCGGUGAGAGGCCGUUCGUCUGUAACUGGAUCUUCUGUGGCAAGAGGUUCACCAGGAGCGACGAGCUGCAGAGACACCGGAGAACACACACGGGAGAAAAGCGUUUUGAGUGUCCUGAAUGCUCCAAGCGCUUCAUGCGCAGCGACCACCUCUCCAAGCACAUCAAGACCCACCAGAACAAGAAGGGCGGCGCUGCGGUGGCAAUCAUCACCACUGAUGACAUGGAGGAAGACGCCCCCGAAGGCCUGGGUGCCUCCCCUCAGAUAGUUGCUGUGGCGACCCUCUCGCGUGACUCGGACCCUGCUACACCCACCACCUCUAAUCACCUGGAGGAAGAGGAGGAGGAAGAGGAGGAGUUUGAAUAGGCAACUGACUCCUGUCUAUUUGCGGAAGGCUGACUUCCUGUUUUUUUGGGAGUCUUUGCAGGGACUGUAAAUGGAUGGCUAAUUUUUAUUUUCCUUUUUAUUAACUUUUCAUUUUUCAUCAUUUUAAAAAUGUUGCUCUCUCAUGAAAAGGGACUCAAAAGAGACGGGAUCAUGCAAUGAACAGAAACCGAAAAAUAUAAACAAUCUAAAAAAAACUAACAGAUAUAAUAACAAAAAUUUUGUCUACACGUAUGAAUAAUUAGUUUGGCAUUUAUAAAAUGAAUCUAUAAUAAUUCCAUGCCUGGUGGGGUAAGGAAUGUAAGUAGUGUUUAGAUUAGCACAAGACAGGGGAACCUGCUGAAUCUAAAACCAUCCAACGUGGAGAGACACUUUCCUAAAUCGCAACAGAAUCUAACUCUAUGCACAAAGUUGUGUUCCUGUUUCAUACCUGUCAGACAGUGCUGGGGGUCAAUCAUGGUACAGGGCUGUUGCAGAGCGGUGAUAAAGCAGGGGGCAGUCUUGGGAUGUUGUGUGCGUGUAUAUGUGACCUGUACGAAUGAGUGUGCGUUCGUAUUCCCAUGCUGUCAUGGAGAGGAUCUACCUAAUUUGAGUUUUAUUCAUGGUUCAGGUUCAGUCCUCAGAUCAGAUUCAGGUGUUGAUUCCUUCAAGACCAGUCAACGGAUAAACUGUUAUUGAAGAAGAGAGGAGGGUGAUUCUAAAAAAAUACAAUAAAAUAAAAUAAAAAUAAAAAGAGUAGAAAAAAAGCACAUAUAAAAAGAUUUAUAAAUAAUGCAUUCCUAUUGAGGCGCAGUGGCCAUUAGAAAAAAGGUUUCUAUAGAGAAAAACAAUCUAGCUUUCUACAACUUUGUUUGUGUAGUGAAAGCAAUACUAUAAUGACAAUCCUAGUGAAACCAUGUUUACAUUGUCAGGGGAAGUUUUCUCUGUUAAUAAAACAAGCCAGUUCGCUCUAAGAUUAGGAAAAAACGUCUGAAAGCAGUGCUGUCGUCGGUUGCCUUGCAGAUACCACAGGGUAUGUUUAACAUCACAGCUGCGCAGUCUAUCCAGUGUGAGUUCUUAAUAUGAUCCAUGUCCAUCAGAUGGUACCUGGUAGAUUCGGAUGACGGCACCGUCACUGAUGCUGCUUUUUGCCUCCUGUGCUCUGGUGACGCACCCCUCUCCACCUCCAACCCCGCCACGUAACCGACGUACCACAAUUGCCUUAACACAAGCUGUCGUACAGAGGGAACUCAGGCGGGUGGAGAAAGCGGGGCGCUCUCCUGCAUUAUUAGGGGGUUACACGGAGAGCAGACCACAGCACAGAGGUAAAGAGACAGAGUGAUGAGAGUUGCGGGUGGGAGUGGGUCGGGCUAUUUAGCUGUGUGGAUAUUAUGAGAUGUUUUCUGGUGGUGUUGCUCUGUGUUAGUUCAGUGCGUACCUUCUUUUUAAAUUAAAAGAUACUUUAUUUUAUAGAAUUUAUCAGUUGUUUUAAAAAAAGUCCCCUCCCCAUGUGUUAACACACAGGACCCCAAUGUGUACGGCUAAUUUAUUAUUUAUCCUUGAUUUGUACUAUUUGCCUUUUUGCUGGUAUUUGUGUGCGUUGAUUCUGAGGUCGUGUACAGCAUGUUUCAGUUUUUUGCCGUAGUGCUGCUUCUUUCUUCUUUACUCUUUGUGCUUCGGUUUUCUUUUUCUACGUCUGACCAUUGCUGUUCAUUUCUUCUUCUCUUUGCGCCAUAAUGUGUUUUUGGAGAAAAAUAAAUAACAAAAGAAGAAGAAAGCAAAAAAGUUACUAUUUGUUUAAAGUUGAAAACGGUUGAUACCAAACAAAUUUAGAUGUUUUUGGUAAUAUUUUGUGUGACAACCAACUUUUCUUUCUUUGAUAUUUUGUAGUGACAUCUCAUUUGUAAAUCUUUUUCUAAAGAUGUUUGUUCGUCUCCAUGACAUUUGAUAAUGGGUUUUUUGCCAGGUUAGCCUCAAAGGCCCCAGUUUAUUGAUAUUUUUAAAACUGGUUUGUACAAACGUGUUAUGUCAAUAAAAAAAGAAAAAAAAAGGACAACUUCAAGCAGAAAAUAUACUUUGCCUGCAUAACACUUGACAAUAAAGUGAUUAAAACGGUCUUAAAUCCC